Messenger RNA from Octopus bimaculoides (California two-spot octopus), 1740 nucleotides. RefSeq names its product glutamate--cysteine ligase catalytic subunit. Gene Ontology annotation, cellular component: glutamate-cysteine ligase complex. Gene Ontology annotation, molecular function: glutamate-cysteine ligase activity. NCBI's taxonomy places the organism in Eukaryota, Metazoa, Mollusca, Cephalopoda, Octopoda, Octopodidae. Gene Ontology annotation, biological process: glutathione biosynthetic process. The record is from RefSeq and is a predicted model, not a curated record.
AUGCGUACUUUCCUUCAUUGGACACUAAACUUCGCUUGCGAAGGCCUGUUGAAGCAAAUUGAAUAUUCAUUAAUACAAUUUGACCAUGAAAAACAAGUUGUCCAGUUACUGUUGAAUUCCAUGUCUUUACUUGAAUCUCCUGAAGUAAAGGGGUUAGAAUCAAGACGUAAAGCAAUUAAACAACUUCUCAGCCCAAACCAAACUCUAGUUAGUGUGCCGUAUUUUCCAAGAUUGGGCUGUCCUAAUUUCACUUUCCCCUCUUACAAAGCAAACAAGCAUCCAGUCGAACUUCACCAAUCAGUUUUCAUAGGAGAUGCAGCACUGUGCUCCCAGACUCCGUACUAUAUAACCUCGUAUAAAAAUUUUGCUAAAAGAAGACAAGAAAGAAUGGUAAUCAAUGUACCGCUUUAUAAAGACAAAAAUACCGUGAUGCCAUACGGAGAGGAUUUGUCUGAGUAUGAAGACAACGAAGAGAUGAUGAAAGCAUUGAAACCAGGCCACAUUUACAUGGAUACUAAAUUAUUUGGAGUUUGUUGCUGUGUUAUACAAGUUACAUUUCAAGCUGCUGGUGUGAAAGAAGCUGCUUAUCUCUUUGACAAUUUUGUGCCUCUUACUCCAAUUAUGGCGGCACUGACAGCUGGAUCACCUAUUUAUCGAGGACUUUUAUCUGAAUUUGAUUCUGCUUGGAGACCCUUGUCUUGGUCUUGUGAUGAUCGUACCAGACAAGAACGUGGAUUAGAACCUUUGACAGAAGGCAAAGUUUUAGUGGACAAAACUGGCUUUGAUUCAAUAGGAAGAUACAUUUCUGUGGACAACCAAUUUUAUAAUGACUAUGAUUACUGUUAUGACCAUAGGCAGUAUGAAUUACUAAAGGCUGAAGGUAUUGAUGAAAUAAUGGCCAAAUAUGUCGCGCACCUCCUUCUUAAAGACCCACUCAAUUUACGUAAAGAGAAAAUUGAUCAAGACAUUUUCAAAGAUUCUGGUCAUAUUCAGGCUAUCUUUAAUAGUAAUGGACACAGCUUAAAAUUGAAACUCCCUGAUGAGAAAUCUGGAUGGAAAGUGGAAUUCAGAACAAUGGAGGAUCAGUUGACUGACUUUGAAAAUGCUGCGCUUAUUGUAUUCCUUAUUCUUCUUAACCGAGCUAUAGUUACUCUCAAGCUAAACCUUUUGAUCCCAAUAACAAAGGUAAAUAUUGAUUUCUAUGUUUUCAGUAUUUAUUGUACUAAAUCUAGAAUUGUUUUAUUUUCUUGUCAAUUAGAAUUUGCUAAUUGUGAACUAACUGAUGAUAUUUACACUUUGAUGACUAUAGAUGAAAUCAUGAAUGGAAAGGAUGAUUUCCCUGGUUUAAUUCCUCUCAUACACAAAUAUCUUGAUCAUGUUGACUAUGAUGCCAGUAAAAGGCCACAAAUAAUGCAAUACCUGAAAUAUUUCUCAGACAAAGCUGCAGGAAAGAUAAUGACAAUGGCCCAAUGGACAAGGCAAUUUGUUAGAAAUCAUGAAGAGUACAAGAAUGAUUCUGUUGUCAGUGACAGAAUCACUUAUGAUUUUAUUAUGGAAUGUGAAAGGAUUGUCAACAAUGAAGAAAGGAUUCCACAAGCAUUUAUCAAUUAUUAAGGAAGCAUUUCAACGAUUUUAUCUUAACUUUGUUCAGUUUUGACUUCCACACAAAAUAUAAUCAAAUAACUAAAACAUGACCUCAUAAUCAAGAAAUACAUAUAUUCACACAACAGAUUGCUUUCA